This is a messenger RNA of Acomys russatus (golden spiny mouse), 2202 nucleotides long. RefSeq names its product cerebellar degeneration related protein 2 (gene Cdr2). Lineage: Eukaryota; Metazoa; Chordata; Mammalia; Rodentia; Muridae. The record is from RefSeq and is a predicted model, not a curated record. The transcript is spliced from 5 exons. Bases 101 to 1459 code for a protein of 452 amino acids.
GGCUCUGGCUGAGGGCGGUGGGGCCGGGGGACAGCCCGGGGCAGCGGCCGAAACGGCAGGGCGGCGGCAGAGCCCGCUGCCCCCGGACGCCCCCGGCGACAUGCUGGCAGAUAACCUGGUGGAGGAGUUUGAGAUGGAAGAUGAGCCCUGGUACGACCACCGAGACCUCCAGCAAGAUCUCCAGCUUGCUGCUGAACUCGGAAAGACACUGCUGGAUCGGAACACAGAGCUGGAGGAUUCUCUUCAGCAGAUGUACACAACCAAUCAGGAGCAGUUACAGGAAAUUGAGUAUCUGACCAAGCAGGUGGAGCUUCUACGGCAAAUGAAUGAGCAGCAUGCAAAAGUGUAUGAGCAAUUAGAUGUCACAGCACGAGAACUGGAGGAAACCAACCAGAAGCUGGUUUCUGAGAGCAAGGCCUCCCAGCAGAAAAUCCUGAGCCUGACUGAAACAAUUGAAUGCCUACAAACCAACAUUGAUCACCUCCAGAGCCAAGUGGAGGAGCUGAAAUCUUCCCACCAAGGAAGAGGGAGGCAGAAGGCAUGUGACCAGGAGAAACCAGCACCCAGCUUCUCCUACCUGAAAGAGCUCUAUGACCUCCGCCAACACUUUGUAUAUGACCAUGUGUUCGCUGAGAAGAUCACUUCCUUGCAAAGCCAACAAAGCCCUGAUGAAGAAGAAAACGAGCACCUGAAAAAGGCAGUGACGAUGUUGCAGACGCAGCUGAGUCUAGAGAGGAAGAAGCGAGUGAGCGUGGAGGCCGAGUAUAAAGUGGUGCUGAAGGAGAACAGCGAGCUGGAGCAGCAGCUGGGGGCCAUAGAUGCCUACCGAGCCCGGGCACUGGAGCUGGAGGCGGAGGUGGCUGAGAUGCGGCAGAUGCUACAGACCGAGCAUCCUUUUGUGAACGGUGUUGAGAAGCUGGUACCCGACUCUCUGCUCGUUCCUUUCAAGGAGCCCAGCCAGAGUCUGCUGGAGGAGAUGUUCCUGGCUGCUCCAGAAGCACAUAGAAAACCACUGAAACGCAGCAGCAGUGAGACGAUGCUCAGCAGCUUGGCAGGGGGUGACAUCGUGAAGGGCCACGAGGAGACUUGCAUCAGGAGAGCUGAGGCUGUGAAGCAGAGGGGCAUCUCCCUUCUGCAUGAAGUGGACACUCAGUACAGCGCUCUGAAAGUGAAGUAUGAAGAGCUGCUCAAGAAGUGCCAGCAGGAGCAGGACUCACUGUCACACAAGGCUGUGCAGACCUCUAGGACCAGGGACCUGACAGGACUGGCCACCCAGUGUGAGGCUGGAGCCAGUGGCUGGGACCCCAGCCCUGUAACCCCAGAGCCCAUCAGUUCCCCCACCACUGCACCUCCAGAAUACAAAGCACUAUUUAAGGAGAUAUUUAGCUGCAUCAAUAAAACAAAGCGGGAAAUAGACGAACAGAGAACAAAAUACCCAUCUCUCUCCUCUUACUCUUAACGAGACCUCCAGUUGUAAUCUGCGUGUUUACUCUCACCCCUCUCCCAUUCAGACACAUAAGAACAGUCUCCAAAGCUUGAUGCUGCUAAUGACAUUUGCCUUGUUGCUUUGCUUGCUUGGCAAAAGCAGGAAAAGAGGUGGCUGAUAGUGUUGACUCUAGGGUCCCUAGGAAAUCUCGUGAUAGCCUGGCCUCUGGUUGGGGCAUUGACUAAGCUGAUUUCCAGCAAAGGGCCCAGAACUAGUGGAGGGAGGUUCCUAUAGUACUUGGGAGUAGGCUGCGGUACCUACAGUGUGGGGCAAAGGACAGAACUGGAGCAAAACUAAGGCUGUUCCUGUUGUUUUCAUAUUCAGCUUUUCAAACUACUUGGAGCUCCAAUGGCUACCUAACUAAAAUCCUUUUCACAAACACUGUCGUUCUGAGGAAUGUUGAGAAGGCAAGAAUCUAACCUGAAAUAGAUGGCGUUAACAAGCUCCUUAAGCCCUCUAAUUUGUGUUGCAUCGCCUACCAGUUGAAUGAUGAUUGACAGGUAAUUCCAAUAUAUCCAGAUUCAAAUGAAUAGCAGUCGAAAUGGCAAGUUUUGGUUUGAUCAGAGCCUGUUGGUAUAUGCCCGCAUUCAGCUGUUUUACCCAAAGCUAGGCGUGUAAGAGGAACUCAGUUUUCAAGGGGAAACCAAAGGGGAAAGCUGCUAGGUGUGAUUUGCACUGGCCACUUGGCAGCCACAAGCUGCUGCUCCUCAGCUCCU